Messenger RNA from Aspergillus niger, 897 nucleotides. RefSeq lists its product as uncharacterized. Gene Ontology annotation, molecular function: phosphatidate phosphatase activity. The coding region runs from base 1 to 897 and encodes 298 amino acids. The record is from RefSeq and is a predicted model, not a curated record. The transcript is spliced from 2 exons. Lineage: Eukaryota; Fungi; Ascomycota; Eurotiomycetes; Eurotiales; Aspergillaceae. Gene Ontology annotation, biological process: phospholipid metabolic process.
AUGCUUGUGGAAAGCCCCGGCCUGACUUCAUUGAUCGGUGUCAGCCUCGCGCAGGAAGUCAGGACGCGAUACCCGGACUGUCGAACUCCACUAUCUGUACUGGCGAACAUGCACUUAUCAAAGACGGCUUCCGAUCAUGGCCUUCAGGUAGGACAGCGCUUCAAAACUUCAUUUGCCGGAUUAUUCUAUCUCACGCUUUGGCUUAGUGGCAAGCUGCACAUAAUGGACAACCGCGGCGAGGCCUGGAAGACACUCUUGGUCAUGAUCCCGUCUCUUGCAGCAACGCUUGUUGCGGUGAGCCGUAUUAUGGAUGCAAGGCAUCAUCCGUUCGAUGUCAUCACUGGAUCGCUCCUAGGUAUUAUCUGCGCCUGCAUCUCGUACCGUCAAUAUUUCCCUUCACUCAACGAGCCUUGGAAGAAAGGACGCGCCUAUCCCAUCCGGACAUGGGGCAGGGAUCCCGUGGGGCCUGUCGAGACUGUCCGCCUGGUGGGUACUGAUGGAAGCACUGCCGCUCUGAGGAACCCGGAGGAGGAGCGAUUGAAUGAAGCUCCUCAGUCGAAGACGACCGGAAGUGAUGCUGGUAGGCCCUUGUACCUACCGGAAUCUAAUCCAUACACUACAAACAUGUACGGCUACUCAAGACGUGACGAGGACGACAACUGGUCGUCCUCCAGCGAGGAUGUUGCUGGUGGAUAUGAGAUGCAACCUGGCUAUGCCCGGACACAGAACCCAGCAUUGAACGGACCAACGGCGCGACUCGAUGUUGAUACGGCGUACCACUCCCAGACCCCUCAGGUCGUACUUGGUGCCGCCACUACCCACGAAACACCGGGCGCGAUUCCGACUCAUGCGGACCGAGGGCGUGACCUUACAGAUAUGCCGUACCGGGAAGUCUGA